AUGAAGCUGCUGGUACUAGAGCUGGUGGUGUGUUGUCUAAUUGCCUGGAGCUCACCUACAAACUCCAUCUCUGUGUUGCUACUAAAUGGGAUGUUUCCAGGUCAUCUGUUUCCACUGGUCAGUCUGGGAGAAGAGUUAGUGUCUCGAGGGCACACUGUGAGCCUGUGCUCCACCGUGCUGGAGGGAUCAUCACUCCUACCGUCUCUACCAGAGAGUGUCGGGGUGUCAUUCAUCAGUGCUGGCUACGAUAUGUUCUCCUGGAGUCAGUACAUCGAAACAAUGAAAGGAAUGCAACAUUUGAGUAACUUUUCACUGAUGAACGAUGUAAUACUGUCAAAUGAAAAAGCAGCUAUCAAGAUACGGAAAAAGUUGCAGUCAAUAGGAAUUGAACAAUUUGAUAUUAUUGUGUGUGAUUUCUCUAUCCUGCCUAUUGGUCUCUACCACGCUGUACUGGGUUGGAAAGUGAUUGUCUUCAGUUCAUUUCUUCCCCCGUUCCCGGCAAUCAGGCCGAGUUGGCCCUACCCUAUCACUUUCAUGGGGGGACAGCCUGAAGAUAUGGGGUUUGGCGGUCGAAUGUGGAGUGCAGUUGGAACACCAUUGUUAUUGAAACGGUUGGCAAAGUUGUUCAAAGGUGCGAUAGAACAAGACAAAGAGUUUUCUAAAGUGCUAAGCGAUGUCAAUCUAGUUGGCUAUCCCGGAGUGUUUGUUCCUCAUAUCGUUACAUCUGUGAUUGGAAUAGAGGCACCUACUCUGCUUAGUCCCCUGAGACAUUAUGUUGGACCAGUGCUGAGGAGCUCGCAAUCACCUCUUAAUGACAGUUUACUAGACUGGCUAAACAGGAAGCAGGAGCGCUCAGUAUUGUACAUCAGUAUGGGUACCACAGGAGACAUGUCCAGGAGCAGAGCAGAGAUGAUCGUGAAUGCUGUAUUAGGCACGCAGUAUGAUGCUGUAUGGGCGUUGAGAAGGGACAGCAUGUGGACACUGGAUGGACUGGACAUUGAUAGUGAUCGGGUUAUAAUCCGCAACUGGGUGUCUCAACAGUCUCUCCUGCAGCACAGAGCAAUCAAGGCGUGUAUAGUGCAUUGUGGACUCAACAGUGUUCAAGAGAGCCUAUACAACAGCCUACCAGUCAUUUGUUUGCCUAGCGUCUUUGAUCAGUUCCAGAUUGGCUCUGCUAUUGAGGAGCGAGAGGUCGGUGUGUCAAUGUACUCCUUCAUGGAUACUGUCUGGGGCACUAACAACUUUACACUGGAAGAUUUAGUGAAUGCAAUUCGGAGAAUCACUUCCAACAAGUACGUGGCAAAUGCACAAAGACUCUCAAAGAUUUACAAGUUUGCUGGUGGAGCUAGAGUUGCUGCUGACCUAGUGGAGCAUUAUGAAGAUGUUGGUUAUGAUCACCUCAUACCAGCGUUUGCCAAGUACAGAUGGAGCUGGGUAAAAUACCAUAAUGCGGAUGUGUAUGCACUAAUGUUGUGUGUGCUGACUGUGUUCCUGUGGGGAUGCUUCAAGUGUUGUUUGUGCUUAGGGAGAUGCAUACAAUGAUAGACCAGGAACAAACUGAUCAAGACGUAUAUUUUUUAUAAUUACAUUUUUUUCACAAUC
Molecule: messenger RNA, 1602 nt
Organism: Halichondria panicea
Lineage: Eukaryota; Metazoa; Porifera; Demospongiae; Suberitida; Halichondriidae
Product: UDP-glucuronosyltransferase 1A1-like
Exons: 1
Coding region: 1-1542 (513 amino acids)
Molecular function (GO): UDP-glycosyltransferase activity
Source: RefSeq, a predicted model, not a curated record